This is a messenger RNA of Arachis ipaensis, 1045 nucleotides long. It is a transcript of the gene SGR9, whose product is annotated as RING/U-box superfamily protein. Gene Ontology annotation, molecular function: ubiquitin protein ligase activity. NCBI's taxonomy places the organism in Eukaryota, Viridiplantae, Streptophyta, Magnoliopsida, Fabales, Fabaceae. The record is from RefSeq and is a predicted model, not a curated record. Gene Ontology annotation, cellular component: cytoplasm. Gene Ontology annotation, biological process: protein ubiquitination.
CAUAUUAAGCACAAAUUAGGUGUGAAUACAAAUUGGACUUGUUGCAUUUUUAAUGACGGUAAUCACAAGCCCACACGUACAUAUAAAGCCACAAACCCCCUACUUCGCUUAUCAAUUAUCAUCAUCACCACCACCAUCACCACCGUCUUAAACCAAACAAAACAAAAGCAAGAAAAAGAAAAAGAAAAAGAAACAGAAACUAAAGCCAACAAAGUCCAAGAAAUAAAAAAGAACACAUCAUGAUCCCAUAAUAACAAUGGAAGAAGCAACAACAUCUUCAACAUCAUCAACAAUCAUGGCAGCACUCUCCACUCUCUCUCCCACCACCGUCUCCAAUCUCACCCACUCCAUCAUCUCCGCCACCAACCACCGCACCCACCGCCUCGCCCUCCUCCUCUCCUCCCCAACCCUCUUCUCUCUAACCCUCCACCAUCUCCAUACCCUCUCUCUCCACCAAAAAACCCUCCUCAUCGCGCGCCACCUCCUCUCUUCUCUCCACACACUCACUCGCCACGCCGCAAUGCCGCCGCCAUUGUCAACUUCAAUGCGGCAACGCGAUCUCGACGCGGUUCUCCUCCUUCUCUUGUUCUGCGAGACGCACAACCACAACCCCGAGCUUUUAGAAGAUUCCUUUUCGGAAUGGAGGGUGAAUUUGAGAAGGGCUUUCCGGGAGAAAAUAUUGGCGGCCGUUUCUUUUUGUGGCGGUUUUGGAUUACCAAGUAUUGCAAAGAAGAGAUGCGCGUGGGGAGGGACGUCUGCGAGUUGCCAUGUCAGCAUUUGUUUCAUUGGAUGUGCAUUUUGCCGUGGCUUGGAAAGAGGAACACGUGUCCCUGCUGCCGGCUCAGGUUGCCGUCCGAUGAUGUCUUCGGAGAGAUCCAACGGCUGUGGGGUGUUUUGGUUAAGAUAGGUGAAAAAGAAUGUAGAAGCGGUUAAUUCUGUUGACCUUAUUUCUUGUACUUUAAGACUAUAAUUCUUCGAUUUUACGAAUUUUAUUUAUAAAUAUUUCUCUAAUAUCAGAAUUAAUAGCUAAUUAGAAUUUUAGCUA